AUGGCCCUGGAAAAAUAUCGCGGCUUCUGCUGGACUGCUCUCGAUAAUGCCACAGAUGCAUGGCGCGACGGCUCUUUAGGGGAAUAUAUCAAGGCUGGUCCAAAGUUGUGCGCAUUGGCCGAUCCUAGUCCCAACCAGGACGGCCCCGUUACUCUCGCACAGCUGGAAGCACGUAUGACCCAACUACUUGAGUCGCUCAAAGCUCGCCCACAAUCUACAUACAUGGAUUUAGCCGGUUCUUCUCUGAUCACUUACGCAGCGCUCAUAGAAAAGGUUCUCUAUCGGGCGAUACAUAUCCCGAUGGAAUGGUCAGACGGGGCACAAAUGCUCUAUGAGCUCGAGGCAUGGAAUGCCACUCUGGCAGCCAAGUCCCUAGACCUCUCGUGGAGCGAACAUUCCGAGAAGCCGCCAUAUUCCCAUGUCCCGCCUUCCAGCGAACUCGAACUUCUCGUGAUCUGUUCCGAUCCGUAUGAUGCGCCCUUUUCAGAAGGACUUGACUGGUAG
Messenger RNA from Penicillium robsamsonii, 504 nucleotides. Its product is annotated as Peptidase S33 tripeptidyl aminopeptidase-like C-terminal. Lineage: Eukaryota; Fungi; Ascomycota; Eurotiomycetes; Eurotiales; Aspergillaceae. Bases 1 to 504 code for a protein of 167 amino acids. The record is from RefSeq and is a predicted model, not a curated record. The transcript is spliced from 2 exons.